AUGCAGCCCAACGACAUCAUCCCCGACGCCCCCUUCACCUUUCUCCACACCAGCAUCAAAGCCACCCUCCCAUGGCACCUCCACACCCCCUUCGAAGCCACCCUGCGCGGCGCCGCAUCGACUAUACUCCAGCAUUACACCAAAGUGACGGACGAGCAGUGUAAGGUGAUUAUGGUACAGCAGAUGAAGAAGUUGUAUGACCAGCAUAUUCUGCGGGUUAUGUUCAGCACGUGCCCCUUGCGGGAUGUGAACCCUUUCCUUCUCAUCACUCGCCAACAAGCUUUGGAAUGGGAUCGAACACACCCUGAAGAGGGGCUUUACUUUUACGACUCGGCCAAGACGAAGAUAUUGCCAGCAGUGUGGCAGGGGGUCAAGUGUAUUCCAGCACGUCUGGAGGAUCUGAAGAUUAUUGAGGGGAGGGAUAUGGCGAUGUUUCAUACGCAUGAGGGUGAGUACUUGAGCUUUGUAAGGGUGGAUGCUCAAGGAAGUUUGUCGGCAGGGAGGAUGUUUAUCGGCAAAGUUAUCACGCCUGUACGAUCUGGUAUAGCCCUCAGCUUCUACCUCGAAGACCCCUCCGGCGCCGUGUUUCCCGUCAUCAUCAACUACCCCACACCCAUCCCCCACUUCGCCCUCUCCCUCCCCAACACGCUCGCCAAACUCUACCCCCUGGGCGCUUUACUCGCUAUCAAGUCCCCGAGAGUCGGGUUCAGUGGGAAUGGGGGGUUCGCGAUCAAAGUGGAUUUACCGCAUGAGAUUGAAGAGGUGCACCCGGAGGAUCCGGUGGUGAGGGGGAUGAAGUGGCAGGAUGGGCUGGAGGAGCGUUGCCCGGAGAGUUUGUUGGACUGCAAAGACGAGGGAGCUGAAGAGAUGUCGAAUCAAAACUUUUGUGUCGCUCUCCGUCUCUUCUCACUCGCUCUCUCCGACCCCAUGGUCAAGAGCAGUGGUAUCAAAACCAUGAUCUUCCUCCUGGAACGUACGCAAGCCUAUCAAGCACUUGGCCUGCACGGUCAUGCUUAUCGCGAUGCGCUCCGCGCUCGAGAGGUUAUCAACAGAAACAACGUCACCAUCCCCGUAGAUAUGCACGUUCAUAUACAGCUACAGAUCGCAAAGGCCGCGAUGGGCCUUGGUCUUUACCGGACCGCCAUCAAAGCUUGCGAUGACGCUGCGCCUGUAUCGACCAUGACGGGGUUUGUCAAAAUGGUGAGGGAGAGAGCGGAGAAGAGAUUGAAAGAGCAAGAGAGUGGGGGGUAUGACUGGGUCUCGAUCUUUUGA
Messenger RNA from Cryptococcus amylolentus CBS 6039, 1272 nucleotides. RefSeq lists its product as hypothetical. NCBI's taxonomy places the organism in Eukaryota, Fungi, Basidiomycota, Tremellomycetes, Tremellales, Cryptococcaceae. The transcript has 4 exons. Bases 1 to 1272 code for a protein of 423 amino acids. The record is from RefSeq and is a predicted model, not a curated record.